Messenger RNA from Papilio polytes (common Mormon), 5605 nucleotides. RefSeq lists its product as uncharacterized. Gene Ontology annotation, molecular function: protein binding. The transcript has 17 exons. The record is from RefSeq and is a predicted model, not a curated record. Bases 105 to 5348 code for a protein of 1747 amino acids. NCBI's taxonomy places the organism in Eukaryota, Metazoa, Arthropoda, Insecta, Lepidoptera, Papilionidae.
UUAUGAAUGUUAGGUAACCAUAGAAAUUAGUAAUCAGGUUUUGCCAAAAUGCAAAGCUCAUCAAAUAUAACAAAGAUUUUCUACUAAACUAGUAUAAAUAGCUUAUGGAGAUUAAUAUGGAUGUAUCUGAGAAAACAAAGGAGUAUAUAGAAAAGAAACGCGAAGAACUACGGUUCUUCUUCAAAGAUGGCAAUUUUUCACAGGAAGCUUUGGAAAGAAUUAUAGAAAAUGAAUUGAAACCUUUACAAAAUGUCACGGAUGGAAAUCAGCCUUAUAUUUCAGCUUCCGCAGGUGGAGAAAUAAAGACUGAAUACGAAGUGUUGACUGGUCAACCAUUUACAAAUGUCACGGAAAGUAGCACUCCAUUAACCACGGAAGAAGUAAAGAAAUUGAUCGAAAGCAAUCCCAUAAUCCGUGAGAAAUCUCGACAAAUUCAAAUAGCAAGAUCUAAAAGCGAUACUGGUGAAAUAUGUGUUCCCUUAGACAAAAUAAACAUACCAUGUUACAAUCAAAUGGUUGAUGAAAUAAGAUCAGCUAAAGGCGACGAAAAAAUGAUAAAAAACGCGAAUUACAGAAAUAUGAAAGCUUUAGUAAAUAGCGCUAAUGCCUAUGAAGCUUCUCUUGAUAUUACACAUAAACAUUUGUUGAAAGAAACCGACAAUGAAGCCUCGGGUAGUGACAGUGAGUUCGAAGCUAUUGACAAAGUGGUCACUGAGUACACGAACAAAUCUUAUGAAAUGAGAUUCCAAGAAACAAAAGCAAUGUUGCUUGAACUAGCUGACAAACACGAUAAUUUACAUGGUCACAACGAAAACGUUAGUGAACAAAAAAUAAAACAACUAACGGAAGAAUACAAAAUUCUACAAGAAUCAUCAUCUGUUCUCCCAGACAUUAAAAGCCGUCGAAAUUUUUUUGAAGAGCUUAAGGAAGAGUAUUCUAUUAAUGCAGUAAUGAAUAUACCAAUAGUAAACAAUCCAAUUAAAUUAAAUUCUAUCGAGGAUAAGAAAUCUAACUUGACUUACAUUAAAGAAAUGAAAAAAAAUCAAGAAAGCAAUGCGGACGAAGCUUUCUCUAAAAGUUUUGAAGGCAAGCUGUUGGAUACUACUAAAGUAUUAACUAAUAUAAAUUCAAUUUUAAGCGGGGACUCUAAUAUUGAAGGAAAUAAACAUAUUGCUAAGAAAACAAAUGAUCAAAGUUCUUCUGCCUCGGAUCAAAUGAACCAAGAAAGUAGCAAAACUGUAGAUAAUGUUGAUUCCAGCGAGAGUUUAAACAUCGUAACUACAAAUAAUCAGUCAUUCGAUGAUAAAAUGGAGCAAACAUUGCAUAGUGCUUUAGAAACCAUACUUAAUAUCGGAGAUGAUGAAAACCGCGAAAACAAAGAUUUAGAAUUUAAAGAAAUGAGAAAUCUUGCAAGAAAUCUAGUGGAGGGAGCUGAAAAUCUUAGUACGUUAAUAAGAUCAGAUAUAACUAAUAAAUUGAAUAGCAUGAACGAAUUAUUAAAUGAUGUGAAUGAAGCUCUAGAAAAUUCUAGAAAGUCUAAUAUUCAAUACCAAAAUCUUAUGAAUGACAGAAAGAGUAUUCAAAUAACAGAAAUUGUAAAGUCACCAGAAGAAACUAAGGUCGAAAGUAUUGAUAAUAAUACGGUGAAAUUGUCAAGCGAAUCUGUUACUUUUACGCAAAUAGAUGAUAUAAAUAAUGCUAUAGUUGAGCUGAAUCACGAGAUUAAUUGUCAUGAGGAUAGAGUUAAUAAAAGUCAAUUGGCUUACGAAGCACGACAUAAGGAAUGCAAUGAUUUCAUGAAGGAAGUUGAUAAAGUACUGGCAAAGUCACACAGAGUUCUUCACCCAUUAGAACAUUCUGGUACUUCUACGUUAAAAGAACACGUCGAAAACCUUAACAAAGACGAAACACGAGAUCUACCUAAAUUUGAGAAAGAAGAAGUAGAGAGAAAUAAACGUAUCGAUGGACUUCUCUUUGAUAUCAAAGAUAAGAUGAAACAUAAUAAAGAAGUUUUAAGGUUAGCUGACAAAUUACUUAACAGAGGAGAUACAAAAUGUAAGACAUUAGGUGAAGGUUCCGUUUCUAUUACAGAGAAAGUAGAUACAAAAGCUCAAGGAGAUCAUAAUAAUUUAAUUGAUUCCAAAGAUCAUUCUAAAAUAUCUGAAGUACCUGUGAAGGUGAAUUCAACAGUUUCAGUAAGAAUACAGGAAUAUGAACAAAGGAAAAAGGACGCGAGUGAAGAAAGGCGGCAGAAGCAACGAGAAUUUCAAGAAAAGCUGGAUAAAGAGAAAGAAGAAGCGAAUAGAGGUCCGCGGAUGACGAAAGAGUUUAUAAAGAACCACUGUAAGCAGCACAAAUUAUACUGCACACCACAUCUUAAUGAUAUUUUAUAUCUCCACUUCAAGGGUUUUGCCAAAAUUGAAAAUCUCGAAGAAUACACCGGUUUGAAAUGCAUAUUCUUAGAGAAUAACGGCAUUCAAAGGAUCGAAGGUCUGGACAUGCAGGCUGAUUUGAAGUGCCUCUACCUACACUACAAUGUUGUUAGGAAGAUUGAGAAUCUCCAGGGUUGUCCCAAACUGGACACUCUGAACUUGGACCAUAACUUUGUAACGUGCAUAGAGAAUCUGGAUGUAGUUCCUGAUUUGCAUACGUUGAGUAUCGCUCACAAUAUGCUCACAACUGUAGGUGAUCUCCAACAUUUGGCGACUUGCAAAAACCUCUCUGUAUUGGAUCUGUCUCACAACCGACUGGAAGAUCCUCUAAUCGUUGACGUUUUGGCUGACAUGAUGGUUCUCAAAGUUCUGGUACUAACGGGCAAUCCUGUGGUGCGGAACAUACCAGCGUAUAGAAAGACACUCACGUUACGCUUGAAGGAACUGUUGAAUUUGGAUAAUAGACCGGUCUUCCCGCGUGAUCGCGCCUGUGCUGAGGCGUGGCAGCGCGGCGGAUUGCAGGAGGAGAUAGCAGAGAGGAAACGCUGGAUAGCAGCAGAACAUGAGAAGACAAUGAAGAGUGUUCGAUACCUGAUCAAGAUGCGAGAUGAGAAGAAAGCAGAACGGGAAGCUAAGGAAAAAGAAGAGCGCGAGAAACUUGGCCUUUUACCUCAUGAUGAAGAUGUACCACAGAUUGAAGAUAUUAAAGACAACGGUGAAGAAGGGACAUCGGAGAAAGUUAAUUUAAAGACUGUGGAUGGCGUGCUAGAAGAUAUGCUGACUGGAUCUGAAGCCGAGUCUACUAGUGACGACAGUGAUAGUAACAGCAGCUCUGACGAUGAGAAGGAAAAAGAAGCUGCAACGUCCGAAAUACAGUGGUCUCCAAAUAGUCAGACGUUAGUUCAGGAGAUCGAUAUAAGCCGAGAGGAUCCUCCGGCUCAGGAGUGCUGGUCUGGUUACAGAGGCGACCUGAACAACGAAAACACGGAGAAAUUUUCAUCCGAACUUACCGCAAUCAGUAAUUUAUUAUUCAAUCAAACUCCGCAUAAAACUAAUUCUGCGACGGAUAAGAGGAAAAUAAAAAUAAAAGGUGAAAUCAAAUCAUGCGAAGAUUUCAAAUUAAUCAGUGAGGCUACAACGCCUAAUACAAAGAAACCGUUAAUUGAAAUAAUUGAAAAUAAUACAGAAUUAUCGAAAGAAGUUGAGAAUGGUAAUGAUUUAAACGACAAACCGUUGUGUAUUGAAGACAAUAUUAAAGUCUGCCCUGUGAAAGAAAACAAGGGUUUGAAAACUAUUGUGAUUCAGGAAAUUAAAUGCAGUGAUUUAGAAUGUACUAAGGAAGGAGAUAAUAAAGAUUUUGACGACAAAAAUUCCGAAAACAACGGAACUAAAGCAAUUGAGGUUAAAAAUUCUGAUAACUCUGAAAAUGCAAGUGACAGAACUGAAGAUGAAAAUGCCGCAGUAGAAAAUACUGCAAACAAGACAGUUAUAUGUAGAGAUACUUUGGAGCAAGGAGACGGCGUGUCUCUCGUGAAGUAUAUUCGCGGCGCCGACAGCGACCUCUACGAUGACGACGAGGAUCUGACGCCGAGCGCUGAAGACCUGGAAAUCUUUGCCGAGCUGGAGAGAGAACAGAAGGAGAGGGAGGCUAGGAUCGCGAGGGGAGAACCACCUGUUGAUCCUAUGCCCACCACCACCCAUGGCUUCACCGACCAAGAGUGGUUUGUACAGAAGUUGUACGACAAGGCAGUGAUGGAGGAGUACCACGGGGCGCGGCAGUGCGCGGCGCCGCACCAAGUGCGCGAACCACACAGGAGCAGCGUCACCACCUACCGACACGACAACGCCUUCGACAGAGUCGCCUACAGCCAGCUCACUGGCGGGGACACGCCUGAAGAAAAGAAAGUGAAACUAACAAAGGUGCCGGGCACCAUAUUAUUUCAGUAUGUAGAUAAUGAAGUGCAUUAUGAGAUUGGCGAUGAAGUUAUUAACAAUACAGCUUCAUCUGAAGAUACUGUAUCAAUAAAUAUAUUAAGUGAAACGGAUUCUAAUGAAGAGAUAAAUACACCAGUUAAAAAGGCAAAGAGACCAGCCACAGCACGCGCUAAAACUCAUGCCAAUAAAGAACAAAGCGUUGGAAAAGAUAAAGUUAACAAAGAUGAUGUGUGUAUGGACAAUAAUGCAAUUGAAAGUAACGAAAUAUUUCAAGAUGCAAGUGUUGGUGAUAACAUACAUCCUCUAGCGUCGACGUCGUUCUGUUCUGCGCUAUGCGCUGCGGAGCCUCACCACGUCAUUGACACCAACUCUUAUGAUGAUGACAGGUUCCCGUCGCAAGAGUGCGCGGAGCGGCGCGGGGCGGCGGCGGCGGCGGCGGGGGAGGGGGCGCGCCCGCUGUGUCCGCAGCGCGCGCUGGCGAGCCGCGCCGGCAGCGCAGACAACAGGACCAAUGCCAUCAUCGAACACAUCUCUGAUCACCUCGAACAUCAGUACACGUUGCCGGAGGUGUCCCACAUCUUGGAGGUCCACAUGGAGGAGGCCGAGCGGCGCUGGCGCGCGGGCGAGUUCGUCCCCUGCGCGCUGCAGGCCAGCCCCCCCGCCUCCGAGGGGGAUGACAACGAGAUCACUCUCGUACCGAGCCAUGAGUCGACAUUCGAAGACACCCUCGUUGAAGAUUCUAAAGAAAGGGAUGGAAUUAAGACAUUCAAUGAAUCUAUAGUUGAAACUGCAGAACAGGAUAUUUCUGGUUAUGGUGAUUUGAAUGAAAACAUACAAGUAGAAGAGGUUUCUGAAGAUAAAUUUGAAGAUUGUAUUGACGUUGGGAGUGUACAAAGUGAUGUAGUCGAGCCGAACGAAUUUGAUCGUUCAGAAGAAACUUUGACGUUAGAAAUGAAGUUAGCUUUAGGACAAGACCCUUAAGUGAAUGCACGAUUUAUGUAGUUUUUUUUCUAAGUUUAUUCACAAGUGAAAGAUUUUGUUUUAAUUAUUUCUCAACUGCAGCACUUAAGGCCGGUAAAUAGUGACCUUUACUUCAGAUUUUGCAUGUUUUCAUCUACACUAGGCGACUUAAAUAACCGUCAAAUGAAUGCGGUAAUAGAAGCAAAUAGCUAUUUAUUUAAUUUUAUUUAAUUAUGUCUAAUUACAUUGUAAUUGUUUUCAUUUUUGUGCAAGUGGUG